GAAAGUCAGGGAGACUGAGCCACAGCCACACAGUGCAGGUUCACAGCACCUCGCAGUGGUACAAGUGAACGGGUACUACAGAAAUGAGGUUAAGAUUAUUUAACCUGGAUGAAAUCACAUGCUUAAAAAUGGAUGAAGGCCAGCUUCUGGGAUCAUACCGGAGCCUCCAGAAUCUUCUCUGCCUACACUUACAGAAACAGGCCAUGCUUGAAAAGAUAUCCCCAAGAAUAAAUGCUCCCAGAAAAGCUUCCAAAAUUCCAGGAAUCACAAUUAGAAAAACAUGGUAUGUAUUUAAACAAUGCUACUUUUUUGGCACGAGGCAUUGCGAUGCACACUCGACUCAUUAGACUGUAUCCACUUAUACUUCCAAACUCACAAUUUUCAGGAGCUGUUGUACUUUGCCAGUUUUCAGAUUCUGAAAAUACAGACUUUUUUUUAAUGAACUAUUUUGAAUGCUUACUUGAAACUGAAGAUUUGCUGAAUGCUGCAAGCCAAAGAAUCUUAAAACCAAUGUCUCACUAAACCGUUACACAGCAAAUCCACAGACAUGAUGGGCAAAUACAGACACCAAUAUCCAAACUGACCAAAAACCCCCAAAGACUGGGAGGCUGUUAUGCCAACAUGCUGUUAUACUGUAUCUAGCAAAAAAAAAACCACAAAAAACACAAUGCAACCACCACAAGGCUUACUGUGUAGCAAAAGUCCAUUCUGUUAAACAGAACGCUAAUACUGAAAGGGCAAAACAUGCCAAAGGCUGUUCAUAAUCCAAUAUUCUUUAAGCCUGCUUUUUGUAUCACCCUUUUUCCCUAGAGGCAACAGGGGGAAAACUGUUAAGACAGGAACAUGAAGGCUUGGACCAGUCUGCUGGAAUUCUACACUCACUUUUACAAUUAAUUAAAAGAUUAUCAUUUCAGUUAUGGACAAAACACAACAUUCAAUUAUGUCAGACGUAAUUUAAUUGCAUACAGAGCUCCACUACAAAGCAGAGCUUGCGGACCAAAGGUGGUGGUUUUGCUCAGCAUCAAAGAGGUUGGAGCUGAAAUACAGAUCCAGCUUUGGGAUCCUGAGUUUAAAGUGAUGCUGAAUGGGUCCAGGCAAGAUGACAUGGGUGGCUGCAGUCCUGUGUGCAUGUCCUGUAAGAUGAGGCUGAGGAAGCUGGGCACAGUCUGGAAAGGUAGAGAACAGAGGGUGCUCCAGCAGCAGCCUGCUAAUGCUUCAAGGAGGGCUACAAAAAUAUUGCUGCUGAACACUUCUCAGUAACAGAUGGCGGAGUGGGAGGCCACAGAUCACAGCUUGGGAGGUUGAGCAUGGACAUUAAGAGGGGAAUUCUCAACUAGGGUUGUACUGCUUCACUGCAACCAGGUACCCAGAGAGUUUGUGCACCCUGCUCCCUUCAUGGAUGUUAAAGAUCCAGAUUAAAAAAAAAAAAAACAAAAAAACAACAACAUGCAUGACCUCACUUUGAAGGAGCAAAAGACUUUCUAUUAGGCUGGAUCAGGCAACCUCCAGACUCAAGAGCAAGGCAGAGUCAGACCAGAUGGUCUUUCCAACCAACAUUCCUUCUAUGAUGCACUGGAACAGGCUGCCCAAAGAGGUUGUGGAUGCCCCAUCCGUGGAGGCAUUCAAGGCCAGGCUGGAUGUGGUUCUGUGCAGCCUGGUCUGGUGGUUGGAGACCCUGCACAUAGCAGGGGGUUGAAACCAGAUGAUCACUGUGGUUCUUUUCAACCCAGGCCAUUCUAUGAGUCUAUGAGUCUAUGAUUAUGACUUGAGUGCACGCUCUCUGCCAUAGCCACCACUCAAGCACAGCUGCAUCAAGCUAACAUGAGGUGAUCAUAAAAAUUAGGCUUUGUAGGAGCUGUCUCAUUCUACACUGCACUAGAUAAAAUGAGAGCACAAGUGUUAAUCUAUUGAAUACACAGAGUUAGAAUUCAACGUGAUUUUGCCUUUAUUAUUCAUAAUAUUCUUUAAAUGUUUGGUUAAUUAGCUGCCAGUUCUGGUGCAUUCAUUUGAACCUAUCUUACUGCGAGUCUCAUCCCACAAACCUCAUAAAAACUAAUGAGGAACGAGGAGGAGAGGAGACAAUAAUUCUUCCCAUUUUAACUUUCAAAACUAGUUCCAGUAUGUUAUUUUGGAAGUUAUAUGCUACAAAAGUACUGUGAUGUCUGAAUGACGAUGGGCAGGACAGACUCAGAAGCACAUCAGGUUUAAGAACCAACUUCAGUGUGUUUUGAAGGAGAAUCUACUUUUUAUUUAGGAAAUGGAACAAUCAAUGCUCUUUUUAGGCUUCUAAUCCUAGCAGUUUGGAAAGUACUGGAAAAUUACUGUACUGCAGAAACUUGGCCUGGUGAAAUCCCAUAUGAGGAGCAUAGAAAAAGCCAUUCUGUAAGGGAUGUGUGAUGGAGCUGUCAGCUCAUGGCCAAAAGGGAUGACUGAGCACCUGGUGAAGGGGUAUGGCUGACCCAGGAAGCACAGGUGCAAACAAUUUUCCUGUGCUUUCCACGUGACUGGAAGAGAGUUGGAUGCAGGGUCCAGCCCUGGGCUCAUUUAAGGACUGGCUUCAAGGGAAAGAAGGCCUCCUGGAUGAGGGCUGCUUAGUGAGGAAUAUUCCACAACUGGAGUCCUUCAUCACCAGCUGGUGCUUGGGCUCCCAUCUGCCAUCAGAUGACUUUCUGCCUGACUGAGCUGCACCUGUGGUCUUUGAAGACUACCUUACAUAUUAGCGAUGAAGACAUUGGGGUACAUCAGUACUAUGACAAGAAAGAGCCAGGAUCACAAAUGAAGCAUGGUUAUUUGGAAGACAAGCAAAAGCUAGCAGAAUCUCGAGAUUACCCUUGGAUACUGAAAAACAAACGACCGGAAAAACUGCGAGAUACACUGAAGGAGGUUGAGGACUUAAUGCAAAACGGUCGAUGUGUGCUGAGCAAAUGGAAGAACAAAUGUAUCUGCCAGCUCCUCUUUCAUUCGGGUAUACUGGUCUCCCUAAGCCUUUCUGGGCCACAGCUGGAGAAAGUGAUGAUUGACAGGACCCUGGUGGGGAAGCUCAUCUCCGACACCAUCAGCGAUGGUAUUCUUUCGGACAAUUUCAUCAUCUUGUCAUUUGAGGACUAUAACCAACUCUGUUUCGUUCAGUUUACAAAGAAGAUGGAUUCUCCUGAUGUAAACAGAAGAAAACAUGAGAAACUCUCUUGUUUGGAUUUUAAGAUUUCUUACACUGAUAUACCUGGACUAGAAGGUAGGAGGAUGAAACGUCACCUGGCAAUAAACUGUAUGCAAGAUUUGGCCAUUUGCUGGUGGUCAGCAGCUAUUGAUGGAGCAUGGCCUUGGUCUCCUAUUUCCUGUGAAAGGGACAGAGCCAACCUACUGCUGUUAGGCUGUGCACAUGGCAAACUGGAGGUUCUGAGUUACGUUCGUACAGAAUGGGAUCCACUUGAUGCUAGCUUUAGCACUAAGGAGCCUUACCAGGUUCACACAGUUGAGCACUCCAUCUCUGCAGAUAAAAAGCCCAUGGCUGACAGCUGCAUCUACAACUGUGUUAGAAACAAAAUUCGGUGUGCAGCAGUCACCAGAAUACCACUACAAUCAAGGGCAAUCAGCUGUUGCAGAAAUAUUACAGAAGACAAACUGGUCCUGGGCUGCGAAGAUUCAUCAAUAAUUCUGUAUGAUGCGUACAACCAAGUGACUCUGUUAGCCCAAGCAAAACUAUUGCCUGCAUUAGUAACCUACCACCCUUCUGGGGCCAUAUUCCUGGUUGGAAGCUCUCAAGGGGAGCUGCAGAUUUUUGACACGGCACUAUCCCCAGUUAAAAUUCAGCUCUUAGCAGACAACUAUUCACCUGAGGCAACUCUGCAAUUCAGCAAACACUUUGACGUGUCUAGCAGCCUCAUCCAGAUUCAGUGGGCUGCUGCUCAAGCUGCAUCUCCCAGCGCUGAUGGCAUGGAUGUCCAUGAUCUUUUGUUCAUUAGGUUUGACAAAGGACCCUUAGGAGUACUUCGCUUUAAACUUGGUGUGAUAACAAGAGGACAGCUGGGCCUUGUGGAAAUCAUCCACCAAUACAUUCGUUAUGAUGAGAUACAUGAGGCAAUUAACGUCCUGAACACCAUGAACUGGAACACGAUGGGCCAUCAGUGUUACAUCUGCUUGAGUGCCAUUGUCAAUCACCUGCUUAAACAAAAGCUUACACCAGACAGAGAAGCACAGCUUGAGGCAAGCCUUGGAACCUUUUAUGCUCCAACAAGACCCCUCUUGGAUACAACCGUGCUGGAGUACAGAGACCCCAUCAGCAGAUAUGCAAGAAGGUUCUUCCACCACCUGCUCAGGUAUCAGAGAUUUGAAAAAGCAUUUCUACUAGCUGUUGACAUAGGUGCUCGGGACCUCUUUAUGGACAUCCAUUACCUCGCUCUAGAUAAGGGUGAAUUGGCACUAGCUGAAGUGGCGAAGAAAAAGGCUAAUGACAUUGAUGCAGAAUCAAUAACUACUGGAAUUGAACUCCUGGGGCAUGCAGAUGAAGAGGAUACAUCGCACGAGGCCUUUGGUGGUCAGGUCCCAGAGCACCAAACUGAGCGCGACGUGCCCACAGCCAGCCCGGCUGUGCUGGCCUCUUCCCACAGAUCCACUUGCUGUGGACUGGUGGAGGAUAGUGAUGGGGAGCCUGGAGCAGGUGUCACCUCCCUGAUGGAGAAAUCCUCUUCUGAGCACCGGGAAGGAAAUUUGAGAGCAGUUCCUACAGAACAGGUAAUGCACAUCUGAUUUAUUUAUUUAUUUUUAAUUCCUGCUUGUUGUUAUUUACUCUUAUUUUUGCAACUUCCUGAAACUCCCCAAGCCUGCUCCUGCAAGCUGCCUGCCUGCAGGCUCUCGCUGGGAUCUGUAGGAGGGCUCUGCGUACUGCAUGGUCAGGACAGGGCUGUGUCGGAUUGAGCGUGUGGCAGUCAAAAAUGGUCAUCAUCUACUGGCUGCUGAAUAGAAUACAAGAAAGCCCUUACUGUCCUCAACCCACGUUCAUCUCAGUGAGUUAGCUGGCACUUGCAUUCGUGCUUUCAAGCAGCAAGACUGCUGUAGAGAGGAGUGAAAUCCUAUCCUGGGUUUUCAUGAUCACUUGAAGCUGAUUUAACUGCAAGGUGCUGCCAAAAAAAGAUGGCCUAGCUCUUCUCCUCCAGCCAGCCUCAGUCCUUCUCCCCUGUGGCAGUGUGGGUGCUUGUUCCAUGGCCAGGAGCUGCACAAGUUGGGGGGGGGGGAAAAACAGGACUGUGCCCCAUCCCCAAGCAUAGCAGCCACCCAUUGUGUGUAAGGGCCUGGGCUGGUGCCAGCUUGGGUGGCUCGGUGUUGGUGCCAAUAGAGCACAUACAUCGCCUGAUGAGUCAGCAGCGUGCUGCACUGAAGUGCUCCUCCAGUUCUAGUUUACGGGGGGGAAAAAAUACAUAAAAUACAAUCUGCGUGGCAGCAGCAUGGGUAGAGGCAGAAGGCUUUCUCUAUUUUAGCCUCCUCCUGAUUACAGUUCUUGUUGAAGCUCUUAUUUUUGAGGCUGAA
Messenger RNA from Lagopus muta (rock ptarmigan), 5523 nucleotides. RefSeq names its product WD repeat containing planar cell polarity effector (gene WDPCP). Gene Ontology annotation, cellular component: axonemal basal plate. The transcript is spliced from 17 exons. Gene Ontology annotation, molecular function: protein binding. The record is from RefSeq and is a predicted model, not a curated record. The coding region runs from base 2662 to 4746 and encodes 694 amino acids. NCBI's taxonomy places the organism in Eukaryota, Metazoa, Chordata, Aves, Galliformes, Phasianidae. Gene Ontology annotation, biological process: nervous system development; cilium organization; establishment of protein localization.